AUGGGUGCUUCUGUUUCGGUUCCCGAGAGAUCCGUCCAUCAAUUCACCGUCAAGGAUAGCUCCGGCAAGGACGUGAAUUUGAGCAUAUUCCAAGGGAAAGUCCUCCUCCUCGUCAAUGUUGCUUCCAAAUGCGGUUUCACCGAAUCCAAUUAUACCCAGCUCACCGAACUUUACCGGAAAUACAAGGACCAAGGGUUUGAGAUCUUGGCGUUCCCUUGCAACCAAUUUCUUUACCAAGAGCCUGGCACGAGUCAAGAGGCUCAUGAGUUUGCUUGUACGCGGUUUCAGGCCGAAUAUCCUGUUUUCCAAAAGAUACGUGUAAACGGUCAAAACGCAGCACCACUCUACAAGUUCCUUAAGGCAAGCAAACCCACUUUUCUAGGUUCCAGAAUUAAGUGGAACUUCACCAAAUUCUUGGUCAGCAAAGAUGGCAUAGUGAUUGAUCGUUACGGCACGCUGGUUACACCCCUGUCCAUCGAGAAAGACAUCAAAAAAGCUCUCGAAGAGGCUUGA
Molecule: messenger RNA, 513 nt
Organism: Eruca vesicaria subsp. sativa (arugula)
Lineage: Eukaryota; Viridiplantae; Streptophyta; Magnoliopsida; Brassicales; Brassicaceae
Source: the annotation of a GenBank genome assembly